AGCAGUAGUAUAUCGUAAAAUUUCGUUGAACGUAGAACACCCGUUCGCCGCCAAUGUUAGUGUCGAUAAUUAGGCAGUAAAAACAAUGUGAAACCAUUAUUGGCAUGAUUGGCAUCUAGUUCCGCUCUUCCGCGGGUGUACCGCCAAUAGAAUUGUUUUUGUUUACGCCGUGUGACGCGAGCAUUUCGUACACGUCGCGACAAUAUGAGUCCCCGAGAUUUCCUGUACCGGUUGAGAAGGAGCUUAGAAAAAAUAAAAAUAUCAAAGAAAAUCGCCAUUGUGAUCACUAUUAUUGUCACUUUAAUAUUUUAUCUAAGUCCUUACUGGAGAUCAUCCAACAACCGAAGUCUAGAAUAUGAUGAAUUAUUUAUGAAGAAUGGCCUAUUUGAGAAGUUAUCUUUUCAUAAGCGAGCUUAUGAUAUGUUUGAUGCCAACAUUAGACAUGAACCAUUGGAUCCUGAUGAAAAGCCUUACAAAGAAUUUAUAGGAAAUGGUUAUUUUGGAAUAACACUAGAUUAUGAUUCUCCUAUAUAUAUAAAAGGCAACAGAGCAUUAUCAAUACCUAUUUAUUGGUAUCCAAUAAUCAAAAUAGAUAUUGAAGCUCCAUCACAAUUGGCUACAGUUGUCAGUUAUAAAAAUGGUAUAGCAUACCGAUACGAAUGUUUUUCCAACCGACUCCAAAGUAGUAUUAAAUAUUAUGCAUUCCGAGCCUUACCAACAAUUCUUGUCCAGGAUAUAGAACUAACAAAUCCUACAGAUUUUGUAUUAUUUGCUAAACUGAAGAAACAAUCUCAUAAAACACAUGGUUGGUCAAUGUAUAGCACACGUUCCAUACAAUUACCUGACCUGACUGAAAGUUUUAUAGUUGAAUCUGGUAUUAGUACAUCAACAACUGACAAUCCAAUUUAUGGUGUUUCAAUAACAUAUUCUCAGUUUCCAAUUAGUGUUAAGGUCACACCACAUAGUAUAUUUAAACUACGUAUUAUUAUCGCAAUAGAAUAUUUGGCUUUGAAAAACUCCUUAGAAUUUACUGGAAUUAAGUCAACUUUAGAAAAGAAAUCAAUUGAAUCAAUAUUGAAAGUCUCAAAUUAUGAAAACAUUGAGAAAACACAUAUUGAUAUUUGGGAGAAGCUAUGGAGUACUGGAUUUUCAAUAAGCAUGUCAAAAGCAAGUGGUGUCUUAAAUGGAGAUUUAAUCAAUGCAACAGUGUACAAUGUUCUAUCCAGUGUUCGAGCACCUUCUUAUGAAAUUUCAUCUUCUCCUGCCGUUCUUGCUAAAGUUGCAAGUAGUCUUUCAUAUGUUGAAGGUUGUUAUGGUGCAAACCAUGAUACUUUACAAGCUGUAGGUUUAUGGACAAAUCUUUCUUCAAUUGAAAAAAUUAACAAUGCUGUGUCAUUAUGGAUUCUUACUUUAGAAAAACAAGGAUGUUAUAAUCUUGUUAAUGCAGGGGCUGCUGGAGUAGCUCAAGCAAUGGUUUUAAGUUUUGGUAAUUUUCGAUUUAGCAACCAACAUUUGGAAUUUAAUAUGCAUCCAAAAUUUUUACACAGAGAUUUUUAUUUCCGGCGCCUCAAUUAUGGAAAUAUGACUCAUAUCAAUGUGACAGUUUCAGUCCAGGAAAAUAAUAAAGCUAUUAUCUCUGUAGCUAUAGACCGUAGCGAUAAGAACUAUUAUGCUUGUGAUGGUGGAUGUUUAGAUGAACCAGUUUUGUUAGGACCCGAGUAUAAAACAUUUCCAGUUAAGCUAACUGAUCCUGUAACCGGAAUAUUAUAUUUAACCUAUGAUAAAAAACAUAUGGAAGAUUUAAAACAUGCAAUUCAUGUUAAAGAAGUUUCAGAAGCUCCUGCACAUGAACAUCAUGUAUUAGCACUUCAUAAACACGGCCACCGUCUAGGAGGAUUGCCUACAUUUUUCUGGGUUGCAAUCGGUUGUUUGAUUGUUGUAUUUCACCUUUUCCUAUUCAAACUAAUUUACAAUGAAUAUAUUAACUGGCAAGAUAAAUCAAGAAUAAAAUAUGGUAAACUAGCAUAUAAAUAAACAUUGUUAUAAUUAUUUCUAUUCAAAAUGCUAA
Messenger RNA from Rhopalosiphum maidis (corn leaf aphid), 2068 nucleotides. RefSeq lists its product as uncharacterized. Lineage: Eukaryota; Metazoa; Arthropoda; Insecta; Hemiptera; Aphididae. The transcript has 12 exons. Bases 205 to 2034 code for a protein of 609 amino acids. The record is from RefSeq and is a predicted model, not a curated record.